AUGUAUAACCAGAGCUUUGUCGAUGAGUUCAUCCUCCUGGGGCUUUCACAGAACCCACAAAUUGAGAAAAUAUCAUUUGUUAUAUUUUUAUUGGUCUAUAUUGCAACUCUUGUGGGCAACAUGAUGAUUGUGGUGACCAUUAUCUACAGUCCUGCUCUACUGGGCUCCCCCAUGUACUUCUUCUUGGCAUUCCUGUCCUUCCUGGAUGCUUGUGUCUCCUCUGUUGUCACACCUAAGAUGAUCGUGGACAUGAUUUAUGAGAGGAAGAUCAUCUCUUUUGAAUGCUGUAUGACACAGGUCUUUGCUGUGCACUUUCUUACUGCUGUCGAGGUCAUUGUUCUUGCAGCCAUGGCCUAUGACCGCUAUGUGGCCAUUUGCAAGCCCUUGCACUAUUCUUUCAUCAUGAAUCGGAGGCUCUGUGGCAUUCUGGUUGGGGUAGCCUGGGCUGGCGGAUUCUUGCAUUCUAUCAUACAAAUUGCCUUUACUUUAAAAUUGCCCUUCUGUGGACCCAAUGUUAUUGAUCAUUUCAUAUGUGACUUGUUUCCAUUGCUGAAGCUUGCCUGCACUGAUAUACACAUUUUUAUCAUUUUGGUGUUUGCCAACAGUGGGUCUAUCUGCAUAAUUAUAUUCUCCUUUUUGCUUGUUUCCUAUGGUGUUAUAUUGUUCUCUCUGAGAGCCCACAGUUCAGAAGGGCGUCGUAAGGCUCUUUCUACCUGUGGAUCCCAUAUUACUGUUGUAAUUUUUUUCUUUGUUCCCUGUAUAUUAAUAUAUGCACGGCCUACAUCUGCAUUUUCCUUUGAGAAAAAUGCUGUUGUAUUUACCACAGUGUUGACCCCAUUGCUCAAUUCUAUAGUUUAUACUUUCAGGAAUAAGGAAAUGAUAAAUGCCAUCAGGAAAAUGAAGAAGAGACUUAUAAUGGUUCCUGAUAAAUAUUAA
Messenger RNA from Mus pahari (shrew mouse), 936 nucleotides. RefSeq names its product olfactory receptor 4C15-like. Gene Ontology annotation, cellular component: membrane. Gene Ontology annotation, biological process: G protein-coupled receptor signaling pathway. The transcript has a single exon. The coding region runs from base 1 to 936 and encodes 311 amino acids. NCBI's taxonomy places the organism in Eukaryota, Metazoa, Chordata, Mammalia, Rodentia, Muridae. The record is from RefSeq and is a predicted model, not a curated record. Gene Ontology annotation, molecular function: olfactory receptor activity; G protein-coupled receptor activity.